AUGCUCGACUCCAGGAAGUUCUUAAUCGUUGUCACGGCUGGUGGCAAGACCAACGCAUCUCCUAUCUUCGAGAUCGCCCAGAUAUUGAACACAAGGGGCCAUAAAAUCGAAUUCGCAACGCUAGACGGGCAGCAGGACUGGGCACGAGAGUACCCCUUUGUCUCCCAGGUCUACGUUCUUGGACCAGGCCAGACCUCAGAAGCGGAGGAGCAGGCGUAUCUGCAAAUGUCGAGGUGGAAACUAGGCCUACGACACAGCUUCGAACCGAUCAUGGAAACGAGAAAGUGCCUUGAAUCAAGCUGGGGAACUGUCUACCCAGCUCUCUCGCAACUGGUUCAGGAUCCCGUCUCCCGUCCCAAUUUCAUCCUUGCCGACUACCUGGUCGAUGCGGCUCGCGAUAUGCAGAUCGAGCACGAUAUCCCCAUUGCCAUGCAUUGGCCACAGAUGCCUACCAAUAUGCUCCCGGCCAGCUAUAUUCCAGGAGCAACCGGGCUGCAGAUUGGAGUGCUGACGUCGGAGCACGCGACAGUCUGGCAGCGUCUACAAAACUACCUGUUGGCCUUCCGAGCCCUGCCCCCUUACCUACGCUAUCGGUCGUGGGUGCGUGAUCUACGCGCGAGGCACGGGGUCCGACGACCACUGGUUGCAAAAAGCAAGCCCGAUUAUCUGCUGCUGGUCAACUCGUUCUUCGGGCUAGAACCGGCCAGGGAUCUGCCUCCCAACGUGGCGGCCAUAGGUCCAGUGUUAGCGGAUACAUAUCCCGGCCUGACGCCCGAGCUCGAAUCCUUUGUCGAACACCGCAAGCGCAUCCUCUACAUUUCUCUCGGGACUCACGCGCUGCUCCUGGACGCCAUUCUCCAACGGAUCCUCCACGGCGCCCUUUUGGCUUUGCACGACGGGAAGGCCAUUGACGGAGUAGUCUGGUCGAUCCGAGGCAUGGCACUGAAACAGUUCAACCUCGCGGCGAGGGUGCCUGGCCCUCAUCUGGCGGCCACAGCCAACCCUCUCUGCAUUAAAGAUCUUGUCUCGGGAGUUGAUAGCAUUCCCAUUCUCUUCGCCCCAUUCGUCCCGCAGCGCGCUCUCCUCGCCCAUCCCAAGGUGUCCAUCUUCCUCACCCACGCCGGCGCAUCAAGCACCAACGAGGCAGCCUACCAUGGCGUCCGCACAAUCACGAUCGGCAUAUACUUUGACCAGCUCACCAACGCGAUGAAACUUCGCGACGCGGGGGUCUCCAUCCCGCUGGACCGGGAUACAUUCACCCCGGCGGAUCUGUGCCGAGCGAUCGAUGCCCUCGUCGCGGACGUCUCGGGCACGUUCGCGGCCAACUGCGAGCGGGUGCAACGAAUUGCGCGGAUUGCGUCCAGGAGGAAGUGGCUGGCUGCGGACCUCAUCGAGGAAGCGCUGGCUGAUUCUGAGGGACGGAGGAAGCUGGGAGGCGCCGACGCGCGGCGUGGGAUGCAUCUGCAGACGGCGGAUAUGCGCAUGCCCUUUUGGAAGGUGCACAACUUGGAUCUAUGGGGGAUUGCAGCGGGAUGUGUGGUCGCCGGCUUGGGAGUACUAGUCUGUGUUUCGAUUGCUCUCGGUAUUGCCUUGACAUGA
Messenger RNA from Aspergillus thermomutatus, 1599 nucleotides. RefSeq names its product glycosyltransferase. The transcript has a single exon. The coding region runs from base 1 to 1599 and encodes 532 amino acids. The record is from RefSeq and is a predicted model, not a curated record. Gene Ontology annotation, molecular function: UDP-glycosyltransferase activity. Lineage: Eukaryota; Fungi; Ascomycota; Eurotiomycetes; Eurotiales; Aspergillaceae.